Messenger RNA from Alternaria infectoria, 1134 nucleotides. RefSeq lists its product as uncharacterized. The record is from RefSeq and is a predicted model, not a curated record. The transcript has 2 exons. Bases 1 to 1134 code for a protein of 377 amino acids. NCBI's taxonomy places the organism in Eukaryota, Fungi, Ascomycota, Dothideomycetes, Pleosporales, Pleosporaceae.
AUGUUCUCUCCGGACAAGGAUGGCUCUGCUUCACCCGACCCAGUUGCCGAUGCGGACACAGGCGUCAAGCCCACUGUGCUCAGUACUCUCCGCCAAGUUGUACGCAUGAUCGAGGUGUUCUUCGAUGUGUUAGACGAACAAGACUGGCGGCAUUUUAUCUUUGUUCACCGUGUAUACGUUACGGAUUCCAUCGACUGCAGCGAUCUACCAGAAAUCUACCAUUGGGAGGCACUACGCCGACACCAACUCGAAUGCAUUCGUAGCGGUCAUCCUAUUCAAUUACCUUAUGGUUUUUGGCAAUCCGAAAUAUUGCCCCCCUUGGUCGAUGCAGUCCCCAGAAUCCACCAAUGGUACGAUAAAUGGAACGAAUGGUGGUUCCGCAUGUAUGGAAGCACAAAGAGAGUGCGUCCAAAGUACGUGAACUCGGUAUGCGAUGCUACAACUGGGGGAAGCGUCCGGGUGGGAGAGGAAACGGACGAGGAUUCCCAUCGUGAAGGAAUGGAACCGUACAGUCUGCGUUCGUGCGUUGAGGUCAUGAAGCGCACAUAUCCGGCGCGCGACCUGUACACAAGAGUCGCGUGGAAUCGGUUUGCAGAGGAGGUGAAGUUUGCUUUGAAGGAUAAGCACGGCUGGUAUAGCGUAAAGUGCUAUGACAUCCCAGAAGACACCCCAGAAGAAACCCUCCACACAGAGAUGGCCCAUCGUUCACCGUGGAUCCGACCUAACCGUAGGCCUUUAGUCCAUGAGAAGAUCGACCUGAGCAGAUUGCCUCUGCAAGCAAGCGGAUACCCUUCAUCUCGCCGUUACGCUCCACCGGAUCAAUACAUCCAACGAAGAUACGACCGCUUGGAGCAACCUCGUGCAAUCAGUGCGCCGAAAGUACGCGCUUAUUACAGCACUCGAUUACGCAGUGUUCCAAAGGGCGGACUUGUGUCUUCACAUGUGAAGAGGCUCACAUACUUUGAUGUCGAUCCCAACGCGGAUGUCGAACAAAUCUGUCUUGAUAUCCACGAAGCGUACGGAACAGACUUCGACUUUGAACAGCGGCUUAUCGAGUGGUCGGAGGUUGAACAUCAUACGGAAGAGCCGCUUCAUGGCUUCGAAGAACUGACACUCUCGGAAAUACAGGUUUAG